CCACUUAGCAUCCGGGGCCAUCGCUCACUGCCGCCAGCACCGGCAGAUGGGAAGAAACAUCAGCGCGUUCUGUCUCAGAGCAGCAGAGCCACUCGGCCCAUGGAGUGGCCCCUCUGGGCCCGACAGGCAGCUACAUGGGGCUGCCCAGCCCCAGUGCAAGGCUGGGAAGGUCAGCCUGGGCCUCAGGCCAGCACGGUUCACCCUGCUGGCUGCACAGCGGCCCUGCCCACCUGGCAGUGUGGAGGCUACUACUGCGCGGCUCCUGUGCCGCAACUUCUGAUCCCGGAGGGACAAGCAGCCUGUGAGCAGGUGCUGGCUGGGCAGGCUGCGUGAACACCCUGACCACCCUGGCGCCUUCCCGGCCCCGCAUACUGGCCCCAUGGGCCCUCCAGGGGGCUGUGCAGCUUUCCCCUGUGGCUCCCUAAUGACGGAGCUUGGGGGGGGGGGUCACAGAAACACUAGAUGGGGCCAGGACAAAGACCCUGGCCUCCAGCCUGACAUUCUGGAACAUUCUGCCCAUAGACGCCCUGGGACCGGAUGGUCCCUCCCAGGGCAGGGUCUGGUGUGCGCCACCAGGGCUGCUCGUCCGACUUCACCAGGGCUCAGUGGACUGAGCACCGAGCACCCGGUCCUGGCCCUGCCUGGCAGUGCUGCAAGGGCCAGCCAGUUGCACAGCCCCACCCAGUGCUAGGGGUGGGUGCCCCCAAACCUGGCAGCCCCAGUUCAUUGAUUCUAAGCCUCGAGCACAAAACUGGGGGGCCAGCCACAGGACCACGGUGCUGAAGCGGACCCAGUGGCGAGCGCAAAGGGGCAGCAGCGGGGCAGGCAGGGUGGCUAGUGGCAAGCAGCUGUUUGCAAGUGGCAUGGUGGCUAUUUCCAGGUUUGGGCUGCACUGUAUUUGUUUAUUUAACUGAAGAGGAAGCUGCACUUUCUCACGGCUCAUUUCUUUCAAAACGGCGGUUCAGGCGCUGUCAGUGCUGACGUCACCGGCGUCUGCUGCUGCCCAGAGUGCAUCUGGACUCGGGCCACCAACACGUGCCCAGCCACUGGUCAGGGAGCUACCACCCGGCUUCAUAGCUGGAAUGCUAAAGCUGGAAGGGACCCUGAAUACGAGAACGCAGGCAGAACCCUGUUGAAAAUGUGUAUCUCCCAGACACUUCUCUGAAAGUCACCAUGACGCCGUUCAGCUCGCUGCCUGGUUCGUCUGCAGUUGCCUUGCAGGGAACAGGACACUGGCGGCCCUGGGCCCCCAGCAACUGGGGCUCCGGACAGGAGUGGCCUGUGUCCCUGGGCAGCACACACCCUGGCUCAGGGUGCUGGUGACGCGGCAACGAAAAGAUCACCCUGACCUCAGCCCUGCAGUCCCAGCAAACUAAGACGGUGGGAAGACGACACUGUGAGGAGCGCGAGGUCCACCGACACGUGGUGCGGCUCCGAACCGCAGGCCCGCGGGGACGUCUGGGGACGUCAGCCCCUCUCCUGGCCAGUGGUACAAUGCCGACCACCAGCAGGUGUCCUCGGGGGUGGCGUCCGGCGGUGGCGUGCGCCGGGGCUGCCCCGUGCAGAGAGCGGGACCGCCCUUUUGGAAGACAGGCCUGCAGGCUGAGGCGGGCCUCUCCGAGACCAGAGGCAGGUCUGGGAGGCUGCGUCCGGUGCAGACACACGUGUGAUUUCCUGAGCGCCCACCUUUGGCAUGGAGACGAGCCCCGGCCCCCACAACGACACCCCCACGGAGUUCAACCCGCCCCACGUGAUGGCCGCCCAGGUGCUGGCGAACCGGACGGGUGAGCUCCCGGUGCAGCAGCAGUACGCCGUGGGGCUCUUCUUGUCCUGCCUCUACACCAUCUUCCUCUUCCCCAUCGGCUUCGUGGGCAACAUCCUGAUCCUGGUGGUGAACAUCCGAUUCCGAGACAAGAUGACCGUCCCCGACCUGUACUUCAUCAACCUGGCGGCGGCAGACCUCAUCCUGGUGGCCGACUCCCUGAUCGAGGUGUUCAACCUGGACGAGCAGUACUACGACAUCGCCGUGCUGUGCACCUUCAUGUCCCUCUUCCUGCAGGUCAACAUGUACAGCAGCAUCUUCUUCCUCACCUGGAUGAGCUUCGACCGCUACCUUGCACUGGCCCGGGCUGUGCGCUGCGGCCCGUUCCGCACCAAGCAUCACGCCAGGCUGAGCUGCGGCCUCAUCUGGCUGGCCUCGGUCUCUGCCACCCUGCUGCCCUUCACCGCUGUGCACCUACAGCACACCGGCGACGUCUGCUUCUGCUUCGCGGACGUCAAGGAGGUGCAGUGGCUGGAAGUCACCUUGGGCUUCAUCAUCCCCUUUGCCAUCAUCGGCCUCUGCUACUCCCUCAUCGCUCGGGCACUUGUCCAGGCUCACCGGCACCGGGGCCUGCGCCCCCGGAGGCAGAAGGCCCUACGGAUGAUCGUGGCCGUGGUCCUCGUCUUCUUUGUCUGCUGGCUGCCUGAGAAUGUCUUCAUCAGCGUGCACCUCCUGCAGCGGACGCCGCCUGGGGCUUCGCCCUGCCAGCAGUCCUUCCGCCACGCCUACCCUCUCACCGGCCACAUCGUCAACCUUGCAGCAUUUUCCAACAGCUGCCUGAACCCCCUCAUCUACAGCUUCCUGGGAGAGACCUUUAGAGACAAGCUGAGGCUGUACAUCGAGCAGAAAACAAAUGUGUCGGCUCUGAAUCGUUUCUGUCACGCGGCCCUGAAGGCCUUCAUUCCAGACAGCCCCGAGCAGCCAGAGGUGAGAUUCAGCAGUGUGGCAUAGACCUGCGGUUCCAGCCGGCUCACAGCACUGCCCUGGGGCCAGGACUCAGCAGAGCACUGGCACAGACUUGCCUUCAAGCAUCCUGCUUGGGCUCUCGGCCCCCCACUGGCCGCCAACGCUGCUCCUGCACAGAGAUGUGCCCACCUACCCCACUCCCGACUGCAGGUCACAGGGUGACAGCUGGGACUGGGGACCAGUGUGGCCUGCAUGUCCUCCCUGCACUGCAUCAUGCAGAGUCACUGCUGAUGUGGGCUACCGAGAGCAAACAUGGAGGGGUGUUUUGGGUGCAGGGUCCCAGUUUCAAGGCAGAUGUGCCAUGGGUCUGCCACCCUGGGGAAAACGAGGGCUGGGGACUGGUCUGAACUAGACCCUGGAACUGCCUCCAUGCCCACAGUCCCAAACUUGUCACGCGUGAGCACCCCCAGUCAGCAGGCGGCCGCCUGGGCUGGGAAGGUGCCUCUCCAGGGGCAGGCCCAUGCCACCCCAUGUGGUACCCAGUAAGACAGUGCCUGUGUGCCAACGGUGUCUCUGCCCUGCAUGUGUGUGGAGCGGCACUGAUGGGCGGCUAGGUGGUACGGCAGGACACUCCCGCAUGCAUGGGGACGGUGGGAAUGACGAACACAUCGGCAGUUCUCAUUAACACGUAAACAUGUGACGGCUAACAGCUGCCAGCAGUAUUCAGCUUUUGUCAGUUCCGCAUGUGUGCUUGUUCUUCUAGACCCCACAAGGGUUCCUGAGCUGGCCGGGGUGGGGGCCUCCCCAGGCCUGGGCAGCAGAACCACUCCUUCCUCUCAAGCAAAAAGAGCCCCCGGGCCCUCCAGGCCCCCUGCAGCGAGCAUGCUCAAGGCCCAGCGUCAAACGCAGCCCCUGGACAAAGUGGCAUCCCUGGGUCUGACACCUGCUGCACCAGCUUCCGGCACGAAUGCUCCAGGUGCCCUUGCUUUUCCAGAAGGCUCCACCUGUCAGCAUCAGCCGCAGUGUUGCACUGGCUCAAAGCACUCACAGAGCAGCAGGCUCGGACUCCCUUUCCCACCUGAACGUGGCGGGGGUGCUCCUGCCCGGCCACGCCACUGCGGGCCACCUCCCAGCAGCUCCCCCAAAAUGGCCCAGUUUACCCAGGCAUGAGGGUCUCCGCACAGGCAGGGCUGCCCGUCCUGGAACAAGCCAUUUUCUGUUUCAGUGGUUCUGUGUGAACACAGGUCUCUGAGAGAGCAGGCGCCUGCCCCUUGCACACAUGUGCGCUCACCAGCCUGCAGCGGUGCUGUCUCCCUGGCUCACACCCUCCCACAGCCCCGUGGGCUGCAUGAGCACCCCGGCUCAUGUCCAAGCAGGAGCAUGGGGAGCCCCUCCUCAACAGCCCUCCUCCAGCUGGUGGCGGGGGACUUCCUGGGAAGAGUGCCCACACCCCCUUCCGGCCUCUCAGGCCCUCCUGGAGGGCAUGGGGUCACCCCCCUCUCUGAAAGAUGCUCCCUCUGCUCCACCCUCCACAGCUCUGCUGCAAGCACAUGCCUGUCAGAGCAGGUGGGGCCAUCGCACAGGGUGCGUGCUGGGCCCCAGUCCCCCACUGAGCGUGGGCGCAGACGGGCUCCGGCAUCGUGCGCCCAACCACACAAGGGGCUCGCCGCAUGCACUCCCCACUCCAAUGCAGCUCGAACAGGGGCAAUGAAGAUGCUGUACUGACAGCUGUGAUGGGGAGGGCCGGGGUGAUGAUGGCGUGCUGGAGGGUGAGGCCACGUCUGUGGCUGCUAGAACCCUGAGACAAUGAGGACGCAGCCCGAGCUGCCCUGUCUCUAGCUUCGAAGCCCGAGUGCUUUCCCCACGGCCUCCUCGACCCCUGGCACCAACAGAGGGGAGCGAACCGCAGAGAAGCUGGGCACUGUGGGCUCGGGCCCGGCCGCUCCGCAGGGCGCACCAGACCCACCGUGGGCGGUGCACAGCAGGUGCCUUCCAGGGCUCCUGGGGCCCCUCCUUGUGUCCAGCUGAGAUGUCCAUGCCCUUCCCCAAGCUGCAGCUGAGAAAGCUUCCCUUUGGGGUCCUGGGUCCACCUCAAACCCCACAGGACAAGUGUGUCCUUCUUGCCCUUGUAAGUCACCUCCUGUUUCUGAACUGCCUCCCCAGCAGGCACCUGC
Artibeus jamaicensis (Jamaican fruit-eating bat) is the source of this 4902-nucleotide messenger RNA. It is a transcript of the gene GPER1, whose product is annotated as G protein-coupled estrogen receptor 1. Gene Ontology annotation, cellular component: membrane. Gene Ontology annotation, molecular function: G protein-coupled receptor activity. The record is from RefSeq and is a predicted model, not a curated record. NCBI's taxonomy places the organism in Eukaryota, Metazoa, Chordata, Mammalia, Chiroptera, Phyllostomidae. The transcript is spliced from 2 exons. Gene Ontology annotation, biological process: G protein-coupled receptor signaling pathway. The coding region runs from base 1694 to 2773 and encodes 359 amino acids.